AUGAAACUCAGUCAAAUUUUAAGAUGGACAUAAACAGAUGGUAAACAUUUAUUAAUGAGAUUGUUUUAUUAUACAUACAUACCAAUUAUUUUGAUAUUAGGUAAGUGAUAAAUAUCAUAUAAUUUAUUAGGUUAUAAAUCAAUGAACAUUUAGGCAUUAUUCCCUCAAUUAGCAUCUAAAUAAUGA
Paramecium pentaurelia is the source of this 186-nucleotide messenger RNA. The record is from the annotation of a GenBank genome assembly. NCBI's taxonomy places the organism in Eukaryota, Ciliophora, Oligohymenophorea, Peniculida, Parameciidae.